AGGGCGGCACCGAGAAUGCCCCUGCCCGCGGCCCGGUCCGGUUCUGGGCACAGCAGCAUGUCAUGGUUUAGUGGCCUCCUGGUUCCCAAAGUGGAUGAACGGAAGACAGCUUGGGGCGAACGCAAUGGGCAGAAGCGCCCACGCCAUGGGACUCGGGCCAGUGGCUUCUGCGCACCUCGCUACAUGAGCUGCCUUAAGGAUGCCGAGCCACCCAGCCCCACUCCCGCGGCUCACACGCGGUGCCCCUGGCAGGAUGAGGCCUUCAUCAGGAGGGCUGGCCCAGGCAGGGGUAUGGAGCUGGGGCUGCGGUCAGUGGCCUUGGGUUUCGAGGACACUGAGGUGACAAACCCAGUGGGGACAGCUGAAGUGGCACCUGAUACGUCGCCCAGGAGCAGUCAGUCCUGCUGGCACCGUCUCGUGCAGGUUUUCCAGUCUAAGCAGUUCCGCUCCGCCAAGCUGGAGCGCCUGUACCAGCGGUACUUCUUCCAGAUGAACCAGAGCAGCCUCACACUCCUCAUGGCCGUGCUUGUGCUUCUCGCGGCCGUGCUCUUGGCCUUCCAUGCUGCACCCGCCCGGCCUCAGCCUGCUUAUGUGGCCCUUCUCACCUGUGCCGCCACCCUUUUUGUGGCGCUCAUGGUAGUGUGUAACCGACAUAGCUUCCGCCAGGACUCCAUGUGGGUGGUAAGCUAUGUGGUUCUGGGCAUCCUCGCAGCUGUGCAAGUCGGAGGUGCCCUGGCAGCCAACCCACACAGCCCCUCGGCAGGCCUUUGGUGCCCGGUGUUCUUCGUCUACAUCACCUACACGCUCCUUCCCAUCCGCAUGCGCGCAGCAGUAUUCAGUGGCCUGGGCCUUUCCGCCUUGCAUUUGAUUUUGGCCUGGCAGCUCAACCGUGGUGACCCCUUCCUCUGGAAGCAGCUCGGUGCUAAUGUGGUGCUCUUCCUCUGCACCAACGUCAUCGGCAUCUGCACACACUACCCUGCUGAAGUGUCUCAGCGCCAAGCCUUUCAGGAGACCCGAGGUUACAUCCAGGCUCGCUUGCACCUGCAGCAUGAGAAUCGCCAGCAGGAACGGCUGCUGCUAUCGGUGUUGCCCCAGCAUGUUGCCAUGGAGAUGAAAGAAGACAUCAACACGAAAAAAGAAGACAUGAUGUUCCAUAAGAUCUACAUCCAGAAGCAUGAUAAUGUCAGCAUCCUGUUUGCAGACAUCGAGGGCUUCACCAGCCUAGCCUCCCAGUGCACUGCGCAGGAGCUGGUCAUGACCUUGAAUGAGCUCUUUGCCCGGUUUGACAAGCUGGCUGCGGAGAAUCACUGUCUGAGGAUCAAGAUCCUAGGAGACUGUUACUACUGCGUGUCAGGGCUGCCCGAGGCCCGGGCAGACCACGCCCACUGCUGUGUGGAUAUGGGAGUGGACAUGAUCGAGGCCAUCUCGCUGGUGCGUGAAGUGACAGGUGUAAAUGUGAACAUGCGUGUGGGCAUCCACAGUGGACGUGUACACUGCGGGGUCCUUGGCCUGCGGAAAUGGCAGUUUGACGUGUGGUCCAAUGAUGUGACCCUGGCCAAUCACAUGGAGGCUGGGGGCCGGGCCGGUCGUAUCCACAUCACUCGGGCCACACUGCAGUACCUGAAUGGGGACUAUGAAGUGGAACCAGGCCGUGGCGGUGAGCGCAACGCAUACCUCAAGGAGCAAUGCAUCGAGACCUUCCUCAUCCUGGGCGCCAGCCAGAAACGGAAAGAGGAGAAAGCCAUGCUGGCCAAGCUGCAACGGACACGGGCCAACUCCAUGGAAGGACUGAUGCCACGAUGGGCGCCUGACCGUGCCUUCUCCCGGACCAAGGACUCUAAGGCGUUCCGCCAGAUGCCCCCUGACCCCUGUUUUACUGACGAGGGUUUGAAGCAAUUUGUCCUGGCCCGUUUAGCUGCUAAUUUAUAUGAGCAGAGGGCUUCCUCCAAUGAGACUUUUGAUGGGCUGGACUGCCCAGCCGUAGGGAGGGUGGCACUCAAAUAUAUGACCCCUGUGAUUCUGCUGGUCUUUGCCCUGGCACUGUAUCUCCAUGCACAGCAGGUGGAAUCAACUGCCCGCCUGGACUUCCUCUGGAAACUGCAGGCAACAGGGGAGAAGGAGGAGAUGGAGGAGCUCCAGGCGUACAACCGACGGUUGCUGCAUAACAUUCUGCCCAAGGACGUGGCCGCCCACUUCCUGGCCCGAGAACGCCGCAAUGAUGAGCUCUACUACCAGUCGUGUGAAUGUGUGGCUGUCAUGUUCGCCUCCAUUGCCAACUUCUCUGAAUUCUACGUGGAACUCGAGGCAAACAAUGAGGGCGUCGAGUGCCUGCGGCUGCUCAAUGAGAUCAUUGCCGACUUUGAUGAGAUCAUCAGCGAGGAGAGGUUUCGGCAGCUGGAGAAGAUCAAGACGAUCGGCAGCACCUAUAUGGCUGCCUCCGGGCUGAAUGCCAGCACCUAUGAUCAGGUGGGCCGCUCCCACAUCACUGCCUUGGCAGACUACGCCAUGCGGCUCAUGGAGCAGAUGAAACAUAUCAACGAACACUCUUUCAACAAUUUCCAGAUGAAGAUUGGGUUGAACAUGGGUCCGGUUGUGGCAGGUGUCAUUGGGGCCCGGAAGCCACAGUAUGACAUCUGGGGAAAUACAGUGAAUGUCUCCAGUCGAAUGGACAGCACAGGGGUUCCUGACCGAAUACAGGUGACCACGGACCUAUACCAGGUUCUAGCUGCCAAGGGCUACCAACUGGAGUGUCGAGGGGUGGUCAAGGUGAAGGGCAAAGGGGAGAUGACCACCUACUUCCUCAAUGGGGGCCCCAGCAGUUAGCAGAGUGCAGUGAGAUUCAGCUGAAGGGACCAAGGUGGGCACUGAGUGGACUUCCUGCUCACUGGUGGAGCUGCUGCAGGGGCCACUGGGCCUCCAGAUCUUGCUGACAGCAAAAGGGACCACCCCAGCAGGCUGUGCUUGGACCAUGUUCGUCUGCCUUCAAAAUGGCGAAGGAGGGGACGCCAAGAGGAUUAUCCAAGUGACUUUCUCAGCUGGGGUAGGGGCUGUUCGCUCUCCUCAUUUUUGGAAGCAGAUGGGAGGGCGGCAGAAGAAGCCAGGUAGCCCUCCUGUCUGAGAGAGUCAAAUGGCAACUCGCUAUGCCUACUGUUCCCCUGUUUGGGCAACAGGCUCAGGGCUGGGUCAUUCCUUUCUCUAUUUUUCCUGGGACUCUUUUGUACAAAGACUGGGGCGGGCAUGAGGAAUGCCUAUUCCACGCUUGCCUUUGCCUGACUGUGUCCUCAGCACCGGUCCUGGGCACUCCCAACCCCAGCCAAGUUUCCUUCCUAGGCACAAAGCAGAGGAAGGAGGUACUGUGGGGACCUAGCUCUGACCACAUUUCAGGGGAAUGUUUCCAUUUGCCAAACCCUAGUCCCAUGAUCUGUCCCCAAAGGGGAACAAAGGGACCUCUGAUAGCGCAGAUUUAGCUCCAGUUCCUGCACGCUCCAGGGAAAGGGGUAUCUGGCCUCAUUGGUACUGUGAAAAUGACCAGCCAGAGAGCAAACCUAUGUGUGGGGACAUCAGAAGAUCAGGAGCUAGACGUUCACCUGCAGGUGACGAAGAGUGCAGGCGGCCAGGGAAGAGGAUGGCCACCCUGACCUGAGGUUCCAGUGUGGCCAGGUCAGCGCCCUUGGCCGGAAUGCUCACUUGCUGUCUGCUGGCAAGGGGGCAUGGAGCAUCUCUACACCUUGUAUUGCCAAAUAGAAAAGAGUCAGGGUUCCAAGAAAGAUGACCCUGACCCCAAACCUGGCCUCCUAAGUCUGGCACUAGGGAGGGCCUGUGCAUUUGUGUAACUGUGUGUGCAUGUUGCUUUUCGUGUGUGUAUGUUUUCUAGGUCUCUGUGUGUCCGUGUGCUGCAGCUCAUCAGCUCCCUACUCGGGGCUGCCUCUCUUCUGGAGGCCUCUGCCUUCUGUUGUUAAGGCGGGGUUUUCUGUUUGAAGGGAUGGAGAGAAAAGCCCAGGUUGCACAGGAGUGGGAUGGGGUUUGGGAGCAAAAUGAAGAGUGGUCUGGGGAGAGGAGUCCUUGUUGUGCCAAAUCCCUAAGUGCCAUUUGGGGGCCACUUGUGCAGUAUGACUGUCUCCUUGCCCAGUGCAGGGGCCCCAAGUACCUGCUUAAUCUCUAGUGUUCCUUGCACUUGAACUGUUGAAGGUUUGUGAGGCGGAGGCUCAGUCACUCCCUGGGUACCUCAGCUUGUCUCUUGGGGUAUGCUAUACUUUCUGACUGGGGUAGUGUGGGAUCGAUCGCUCUGAGGACCCAGAUUUUGGUACUAGAGGAUGGAGCCUGGGAAAUGUAAACUUGCCUUUCCCAAGCCUUCAGCCUGAAUCUAGCAUGGCUAGUCUCUAGUUCUGGCUCCCAUCCCAAUCCUCAUGAAACCUACAAGGAUUGUACUCUGUUCUCUUCCUGUCCCCGCCUUCCUUUCACCCCCUGCAGCCUCCUUGACUCUGGGCUGAAUUAGUUGGUGCCUUGGUUUAUCUGUCUGCACCUAUUUUAAGCCAGAGGCAUACGCCUCAGUUUCGACUGAAGAUCACUUUGUCUUAGACACUGACAAGGAGAAAGGGUUCCAUGGGGGAAUGGGAGGGGCUGGCAGAACUCUGGCCCUGCCUCAUGCUUCUGCCACUAGUUCUCUGCAGAGGCCUGGCUUCUGGCUUGGUACCGCCUUCCUGGAGAUCUCCAUAUUCCAGUUGAUGGAUCACUGGGCGCUUGAUUGGCCAAAGCAGGGAAGAGGAAAGAUUAGCUGGUCUAGGCAGAAAAUUCCUCCAUCUCCUCCAGCUAUAUCCCUGGAUAGGAAGGGACUACUUGAUGCCAUCAGGGUGGGAGUGAGUAAGCCAGUAUGGGAAAACCUCAGCUUUGGGUGAUCUGUCUGCUUCUUGCCAGGUGGGAGGGGCCUGUCCACACCCUGGCUCCCUGUACCACAGUGCCAGCCAUGUCCUUCCCCUGAGUUACCGUUGCCCUUCUCCUCACUGGUUGGUGAAGGAGUUGGGAUAACAGGAGGCCAUGGGCUUUGGUUUUAUAAUGUAACCACUGUGGGAGUGGGGGAGGAUGGUGUACCGUGUAUUUCAGUGAAAUAUUUAAUAUAUUUAAAUAUCAAUAAAAUCAAACUCUUUGUAAAAAAAAAAAAUAUA
Molecule: messenger RNA, 5162 nt
Organism: Alexandromys fortis (reed vole)
Lineage: Eukaryota; Metazoa; Chordata; Mammalia; Rodentia; Cricetidae
Gene: Adcy6
Product: adenylate cyclase 6
Exons: 16
Coding region: 16-2823 (935 amino acids)
Biological process (GO): intracellular signal transduction; cAMP biosynthetic process; adenylate cyclase-activating G protein-coupled receptor signaling pathway
Cellular component (GO): plasma membrane
Molecular function (GO): adenylate cyclase activity
Source: RefSeq, a predicted model, not a curated record